AUGGCGUCUCAAUUCCUAACUUUCAUCUUCUUGAUCUCUGUCUCAACCCCAUAUGUUUUCGCCGAUGCCACCACCAGCACCAAAAUCAGCACCGAAACUGCAGACGAGAUUCUUGAGGAAUACGACUUCCCUAUUGGUCUCCUCCCCAAAGGUGUAACAGGCUAUGACUUUGAUACAUCCACUGGUAAGUUCGCUGUCUACUUGAAUGAUACGUGUACUUUCACCGUUGAUUCAUACGAGCUCAAGUACAAGUCCACCGUCACCGGUGUUUUAACCAAAGACAAACUCUCAAGUUUAAGUGGAGUUCAAGUCAAAGUAUUCCUAUUUUGGAUUAGCAUUAUUGAAGUCAUCCGUGACGAUGAUGAGCUCGAGUUCUCUGUGGGCAUCGCUUCCGCUGACUUUCCCGUCAGUAAUUUCGAUGAGUCUCCGACUUGUGGGUGCGGCUUUGACUGUGUCAAUGCAAGCAGAAAGAAGGCCAAGUUUAGUCCUUUACUUUGGUCCUCUUGAAAGAGUAAAUUUUUCCUGUAGAAUUGAAUAAAUUGAGAAUUAAACUCGGAGCAUACAUGUUUGUUCUAUGCUCUAUUAGAUUGUAUCGUACUAUCGUGCAUUUACCUAUUUAGCAACAUGACUGUUAUAAAGGCUAUAAAGACAGGGUUAUUUCAUUUCUUUACCAUUCAUCGUCAGCGCUUUUGGAGGCGAGUGGACUAAAUACAUAGAAUCUAUUCUGUUUACUUUGUUUUUUCAACCGAAUAAGCAUCCUUCUUGGGCUAAGCCAGCCUUACCCAUGGCCGUCAUGUCCCUCACAGUCACGCCCGUUUAUCUCUUCUUCUUUUUUCUCUUCAUCUUUCUGAACCAAUGCCCUCUUGCCACCUCAACUACCUCCACCAACAUCACCGAUUCCGAUCCCCAGACAGCCUACGAAAUUCUUAAUUCCUUCAAUUUUCCCCGCGGUCUCCUCCCAGUAGGUAUAAAAAGCUAUGAUCUCGACAAAACUACUGGCCAAUUCCACGCCUACUUGGGCGGCACCUGUAGUUUCUCUCUAGAAGGCUCUUAUCAACUUCAAUAUAAAUCCACCAUUGGCGGGCACAUAUCGAAUAAUAGACUCACUAGCUUGACUGGGGUCAGCGUCAAAGUGUUGUUUCUGUGGCUGAAUAUUGUGGAGGUUAUUAGGAAUGGAGAUAAUAUUGAUUUCUCCGUUGGGAUUGCUUCAGCUUCGUUCCCGAUCGAUAACUUCUAUGAGAGUCCACGGUGUGGUUGUGGAUUGGAUUGCUUGAAUGGGCAAGUAAGCAAGCUUAGAACGAAAUCUUUUGUUUCUUCCAUUUAGAGGGAUUCAGAUUCUUCUAGAAUUCGAAACUUACUGAAUUUGGGAUGUGUUCAAUGGGAUUAGUUUAUGUUAUUUAUUGAAAUUGUUGAAGUUUUAUCUGGUUUGGAUCUGGGAUUAAUUUCUUCAUCUAUUUAUUUUCUGUUUGCUUA
This is a messenger RNA of Mangifera indica (mango), 1473 nucleotides long. RefSeq lists its product as uncharacterized. The transcript has a single exon. The record is from RefSeq and is a predicted model, not a curated record. Bases 1 to 507 code for a protein of 168 amino acids. NCBI's taxonomy places the organism in Eukaryota, Viridiplantae, Streptophyta, Magnoliopsida, Sapindales, Anacardiaceae.